Panicum virgatum (switchgrass) is the source of this 1969-nucleotide messenger RNA. RefSeq names its product probable WRKY transcription factor 47. Gene Ontology annotation, biological process: regulation of DNA-templated transcription. The record is from RefSeq and is a predicted model, not a curated record. Bases 204 to 1784 code for a protein of 526 amino acids. Gene Ontology annotation, molecular function: DNA-binding transcription factor activity; sequence-specific DNA binding. NCBI's taxonomy places the organism in Eukaryota, Viridiplantae, Streptophyta, Magnoliopsida, Poales, Poaceae. The transcript is spliced from 6 exons.
GCCGUCCCGUCUCCAUUCUCGAGUCCAAAGUCCAAGUCUUUCCGUUUCACGUUACGUGCUUCUUCUGUAGCUAUAGCUUGCACAGUUGGACAUCUCUCUCUCUCUCUCCUAGCUUGUAGGUAGCUAGUACGGCCACAAGUCACAAAGUUGUAUAUAGCCUUCUCGUCCUCUCCAUUCUCUGGCUUGAAACCUCCAAUCCAUCCAUGGACUUGGUGCCAAAGCAAGAGCAGCACAAGGAGGAGGAGGAGAAAGAGGAAGAGGAGGGCAUGAUCUUGGCGGAGCAUGGCAGCCGGGCCAACUUUGGCCACGGCGGCGGCGGCGGGCGCAGGAGCGAGAUCAAGGAGGUCGACUUCUUCUCCACCGGCGGUGCUCGCCGCAGGAACGGCGACGACGGCGACGGCGACGGUGAGCAUGGAAACCGAGAGGCAGGAGCACUAGGACGCGGCAAUACUACGGUCAACACGGCGCUUGACCUUCUGACCACGGCGGCGGCGACGCCGGUUAACGGCGGCGAGGGUACGGCCGCCGGAGCAGCGAGUGAUCAUAAAGAGGCGUCGACGGUGGAGGGGGAGCUCCGGCAGGCCGGCGAGGAGAACCGGCGGCUCCGGCGGAUGCUGGACGACCUCACCCGCAGCUACAGCGCUCUGUACCAUCAGCUCAUCCAAGCCCAGCAGCAGCAGCAGCAGCAGCAGGCCGGCGGCGCGGCGAACUCGAUGGUACCGGCGGCGGCGACAGUGCCGGCGGGACUGCAAUUCGUGGACCCCCGCAUGGCUCCGGCGAUAAGAGCUCCGGCGGCGCUUGACGGAGGGGAUUCCGAUGGUGGCAGCGGCAGCGCCGGCGAAGCGGAUCGUCAGAACAGCGGGAGGUCGGCGCAGCAGGAAGGGUCCGGGACGCCUGAGCGCGACGAGAACGCCGAGCGGGCGGAGGCGCCGCUGCGGAGGGUGAGGGUGUCGGUGCGCGCGCGGUCCGAGGCCCCAAUGAUCAGUGAUGGAUGCCAAUGGAGGAAGUAUGGGCAGAAGAUGGCCAAGGGCAACCCAUGCCCCAGAGCUUACUACCGGUGCACAAUGGCCACAGGAUGCCCCGUCAGGAAGCAGGUGCAACGGUGCGCGGAGGACAAGGCGGUGCUCAUCACCACGUACGAGGGCGCCCACAACCACCAGCUGCCGCCGGCCGCCGCCGCGAUGGCCAAGACCACCUCGGCCGCGGCCGCCAUGCUCCUCUCGGGCCCGGCCGCCGCCGGCCGCGACGCCGGCGCGCUCUUCGCGGGCCACCACGUCGCGGCGCCGCUCUUCCAGUCGUACCCCUACGCGUCCGCCGCCAUGGGCGCCACGCUCUCCGCCUCCGCGCCGUUCCCGACCAUCACCCUCGACCUCACCCACCCGCCGCCGGCGUCGGCCGCGGGCCUGCUCCCGCACCGCCCGCCGGCGCUCCCCGCGAUGCCGUUCCCGAUGUACGGCGGCUUCCCUGCCGCGCACAGGCCGGCGGUGCCGCCACAGCCGACGACGGUGUCGUUGGGGAUGAUGGACGGCAGGAACCGGUCGGCGCUGGAGACCAUGACCGCCGCGAUCACCAGAGACCCCAACUUCACCACGGCGCUGGCGGCCGCCAUCUCGACGAUCAUUGGGGGAGGCGCUGAAGCAGCUCCCCGGAGUGGCGCCGGCGCCAACGGAGAUGGUAAUAGCGAUAGCGGCGGCACUGAGUCGACCACCACGGCGGCGGCGGCCGGAGCACGGGAGACGGCAUUGCAUGCGCUUUUACAAAGACUGCAUGACAGCCGGCAAUAAUAACAUUUUGAAAUCAAAGCUUAUGGACGACCAUCUGUACAUACAUCCAUGUGUACCGCGUACGCAUAUAAAUCUGUACACAUCGCUUUUGUACGUUAUACGUAUAGUCCUAUGUGCUAGUGUUGUAAAUGGAUUAUACAAUUGAGAUUUUUAUAGAGGCGAUACGUAAGAUUUAAUGUUCCACA